Molecule: messenger RNA, 1440 nt
Organism: Lachnellula hyalina
Lineage: Eukaryota; Fungi; Ascomycota; Leotiomycetes; Helotiales; Lachnaceae
Exons: 1
Coding region: 1-1440 (479 amino acids)
Biological process (GO): lipid metabolic process
Molecular function (GO): phosphoric diester hydrolase activity
Source: RefSeq, a predicted model, not a curated record
AUGCUCUACUCACGGCUUCUCCCAUAUGGCUUUGCCUUUGCCAUUGCUGCGAAUGCUCAGGAUUCCAGCUCCAGCUCCGAUUCCAGUUCUUCUGCUUCCGGCUCUGACAGUGUUUCUGUAUUGACUGGUAUCACUGAAGAUGCUACGCCUACCGGAGACUAUAUCUCAUAUGCUUCAACUAUCACCAUGCCCUCGACAUCUGCAAUCACAACCUCUGAAAUUGUCUCGACAAUAACAAGUGGAUCCACAACCCGAACCACAACCCUCGGAUCAACCACGUUAUUUGGUGUUGGGACUUCAAUAAUAACAUCAAACACUUCCACGGCAACUGGGAAGGAUCAAUCGACAGUAUCUUCAUCCAGUGAUUCUCAAGUCCUCCUCUCAGGAUCGCCAAAAACCUCUUCCAUAUCCCUAAACAGCACCACAAAUGCGACAAGCACCUCGACAUCCUCCUCAACCCUCCCCACAAACACGACCCCCUGCAACAACUACGCGGAAUUCUGCUCCCGCAAAUACGGCAACAUCACCGAAGUGUCGGCCCACAACUCGCCCUUUGUCAAGACCGGCAACGCAGCCGCCAACCAAGCCCUAUCCGUAACGACGCAGCUGAACGAUGGCAUCCGGUUGCUGCAGGGGCAGAUGCACUUUGUGAACAACACGCCGCAUUUCUGCCACACGUCCUGCGACGUACUGGACGCCGGUCCCAUCACGAGCUACCUGGCCGAAGUCUACACGUGGGUGUCGACGCACCCGUACGACAUCGUCACCCUCCUGCUGGGAAACGGCAACUACUCGAAAGUCGAGUCAUACGUCCCCUUCAUCCAAUCAACCGGCCUCGUGCAAUACGCGUACGAACCCCCCAAGAUCCCCAUGGCGCUCAACGACUGGCCAACCCUCGCAUCCAUGAUCCUCUCCGGCAAGCGCGUCAUCUUCUUCAUGGACUACGAGGCCAACCAAACCGCCGUGCCCUGGAUCCUAGACGAGUUCUCCCAGGUGUGGGAAACGCCCUUUGAUCCCACGGACCGCUCAUUCCCCUGCACCGCACAGCGGCCCCCGAACCUCUCGGACAAUGACGCCAAGAACCGCAUGUACCUCGUGAACCACAAUCUCAACUACGAUAUCAACAUCCUGGGAAACUCCCUCCUGGUCCCCGACAUCCCGCGCUUGAAUAUAACCAACAACAUCACCGGCGAUGGCUCCCUCGGUAACAGCACGCAGGAUUGCGUGCAGGAGUGGGAUUACCCGCCCAAGUUCCUGAAUGUGGAUUUCUAUAAUGUGGGUAACGGGAGUGUGUUUGAGGUAGCGGCCAAGUAUAACAACGUGACGUAUACGCGAGCGUGUUGUGGAUUACCGGUCAGUGGAGCGGGGAAGCUGGUGCUCGCUAAGAGGAGCGCGGGGUUUGCGGCGUUGGGUAGUGUGGUGCUUUUGCUUUGGUUAUGA